GCGGGCUGAGGCUGUGCAGCCGCAGUCAGCGCUCGGCCAUGGGGAAGGUGCAGCUCUUCGAGAUCAGCCUGAGGGACAGCCGGGUGAUCUACAGCCCCGGGGAGUCCCUGUGCGGGACUGUCACCAUCAGGACCACCGCGGCCCUGCCCUACAAGACCAUCAAGGUGAACUGUGUCGGCUCAUGUGGGGUCUCUAACAAAGUGAAUGAGACAUCCUGGAACGUAGAAGAACCGUACUUCAAUGGGACGUUGUCGAUGGCUGAUAAAGGGACGCUGCAGCCCGGAGAGCACACCUUCCCUUUCCAGUUUCUGUUGCCAGAUUCAGCACCCACCUCCUUCGAGGGGCCGUUCGGAAAGGUGCUUUACCAGGUGAAGGCCGUUAUAGAAACGCGGAGACUUUCCAAAGAUUACAGAAGCAGCAAGCAGUUCUACAUCCUGAGGCCCCUGGACCUGAAUGAAAUCCCGGAUAUCGAGCAAUUAAGCUGCGCCACCGCCACCAAGAAGUUUAACUACAAGCUGGUGAAAUCGGGGCAACUUUUACUGAGUGUGACCUCCGACCUCCGGGGCUAUAUAGUGGGGCAACCUAUUAAAAUUCACACAGAGUUAGAGAAUAAAUCGGGCCGGGACACUGGAGCCAUUGUGGCGAGCCUUAUUCAGAAAGUCGCUUAUAGAUCGAAGCGUUCCAUCUAUGACCUGAGGACCAUCGCAGAGGUGGAGGGGGCAGCGGUAAAGGCCUGGAAGCAUGCGGUUUGGGACGAGCAGAUUCUAGUGCCUGCCCUUCCUCAGUCCAUCCUACAAGGCUGUAACCUCAUCCAGAUCGAAUAUUAUCUCCAGGUCACGUUGAAAAGCCCGGAGGUCUCAGUCACAUUACCCAUCUACAUCGGAAACGUACCAGUCAACCUGUCUCGACUAGGUUUAAGACACUCCAUAUCGCACGUCCCAGCGCCCAUUGUUCCCAGCGCGCCUCCUGCCGACUAUGAGCAGUGCAGUAGCACCCAGCCGAUGGACAAUGUCUCUAUUCCCACCAAGUGCCACUCGCAGCAACAGUCGAACGCCCCCUUCUGCUACGCGCCCGAACUGAACUUUACAGACUCCCGGGAGACCGAGGCAGGAACUCUGGGAUCCCCCUCACACCCGACCCUCUGCCUGUCUACAGGCGCCACUGUCCCCUACUAUGCCGAGGGAGCGGUUGUUCCAGUUCCUACAGCCAGCAUGCUGAUUCUACCCCCGGAGUAUAGCACAUGGGGUUAUCCCUACGAUGCGCCCCCAUCGUACGAGCAGAGCUGCAAUGAAGCGACAGUCAGUAACGGCAACUGAGUGGUCACCGGUCACGUACGAGACACUCCGACGUUUGGACUAUUUUAUUUUUAAAGGGGAGGUAUUUUAUCAGUGAACUUACCCCCUCCCCCGAUCACUGCAGCUGGACUUGGCAUUUAAGGAGACGCUCGCACUCUCGGCCUGUCGUACGUCUAUGGAAGACCUUAAGUUAUAGAUUUCUAAGCACCCGUGAUGCCUUAUUUUUAAAAAAAUGAACUUCGGAGUCAGUGCUUUUGGAACCUGCGGCUCCUCUACU
Molecule: messenger RNA, 1572 nt
Organism: Bufo bufo (common toad)
Lineage: Eukaryota; Metazoa; Chordata; Amphibia; Anura; Bufonidae
Gene: ARRDC1
Product: arrestin domain containing 1
Exons: 8
Coding region: 39-1316 (425 amino acids)
Biological process (GO): protein transport
Cellular component (GO): cytoplasm
Molecular function (GO): ubiquitin protein ligase binding; ubiquitin-like ligase-substrate adaptor activity
Source: RefSeq, a predicted model, not a curated record